UCUGUCUUUGUACGGUACGUCUUUGUCUUUGAGGAGUUGUCAUUUCUUUUUAUGUUCGUUGUAAUUGAUAGCAAAUUUUUUGUAUAAAAAAAAUUUAGACAUUCAAGCUUUAACAUAUUUGAUGAAUCAAGCCGAACCAAUCUUUUGGGACUUGGCACCAACAGAUGCUUGGUGUUCCAGAUGGAAAUCUACAAAGCAGUUUAAAAGGUCAAAUGCUCACAAGUUUGAAAGGUCAAAUGCUAAAAGAAUUUUAAAAAUAGUUUCACCUCCCAAGUAUAUGCCUUUGAAUAAACCAGAUGUCGAUAUUAAAAAAAUGACCGGGGACGCGCGAAGCAAAAAGCGUACCGAGGAAUUUAAGGAUAAGGAAGAACGCAGGAAGUCGACGAGUGGAUCGCAGAGUAGUGAUUCUGACGAUGGUAACGGUCGAUGCAUGUCGAAGAAUGUUAUAGUGGCUAGAGAAAAUAGAGAAAAAAAGAAAAAGUAUUUGAAAGAUUUAAAAGAGUCGUGCGUCAGUUUUGCUUCCGAAAUCGGUAGCUUAAAGGCCGAGAAUGCCACGUUACGAGAAGAAAAUAAAAAUUUACAUGAACAAGUUGAAUAUUUAAAAAAUGUUAUAGCAAAUUCGGAACAACUUGGAAUUUUGAUAAAAGGAGUUCGGACUAUUCCAGGAUUAAAGUGGAAUUCUCCCGUUAAGAGAAAAGAAAGCGGAGAUUCGUCUAAUAACUUAACAGUACAUAAAAAACAAAAGUUAAAUGUAGAUUGUGAUGAUGCUUGAAAUGUCAUUGAGGAAAAAACCUUCGUAUUGGAGAGGAAGAACACCGGUUACAGACAGUGAAUUGAGGUAAUUUGUGCACCAAUGGUAUACCUGAAAAUAUAAAGUCAAAGAAUAAAAAUAGUUAUACUUUUUGUUAAAAUAUGGCCAUUUUAAUUGAUUAAAUAUUUUAUUCACGUAUAACAUUUUAUUGAGGUGUAUGUUGACCUUACUAAUUACAUUAGAGAGAUUUUUUGAAAUGAGAAUUUUGUAUUUGAUAUUUGUCAGUGAAGCUACCUAAAUGAAAUGAUUUAAAAACAAUAGAGUAUGGAGUAAAAUGAUUAACUUGAAAAUUUC
Centruroides sculpturatus (bark scorpion) is the source of this 1105-nucleotide messenger RNA. RefSeq names its product CREB/ATF bZIP transcription factor-like. Gene Ontology annotation, biological process: regulation of DNA-templated transcription. The record is from RefSeq and is a predicted model, not a curated record. NCBI's taxonomy places the organism in Eukaryota, Metazoa, Arthropoda, Arachnida, Scorpiones, Buthidae. Gene Ontology annotation, molecular function: DNA-binding transcription factor activity. The coding region runs from base 122 to 772 and encodes 216 amino acids. The transcript has 4 exons.